This is a messenger RNA of Debaryomyces hansenii CBS767, 2049 nucleotides long. Its product is annotated as proline--tRNA ligase. The transcript has a single exon. Gene Ontology annotation, biological process: prolyl-tRNA aminoacylation. NCBI's taxonomy places the organism in Eukaryota, Fungi, Ascomycota, Pichiomycetes, Serinales, Debaryomycetaceae. The record is from RefSeq and is a predicted model, not a curated record. Gene Ontology annotation, cellular component: aminoacyl-tRNA synthetase multienzyme complex; cytoplasm. The coding region runs from base 1 to 2049 and encodes 682 amino acids. Gene Ontology annotation, molecular function: proline-tRNA ligase activity; ATP binding; aminoacyl-tRNA deacylase activity.
AUGGCUUUAGAACAAUCAUUAGCAGCAUUAUCAUUAGCAACUGUUUCGUCAGAAUCUGCAGUUUCAACUAAGACUUUGGUUUUCAAGCCUAAGACGGCUAAGAGCGCUACACCAGUACCAGUAGUUGUUUUCGCUUUACAAAGUACACAAACACCAUCUCCGGUUAUUGCUAAGGCCGCUGGAGUCAAGGAACCAAGAUUGGCAAAGGACGACUUGGUGACGGAAUUUUUCACUGUUUCGGCCAAGGAAGUGUCAAUUGCGAACUUACACAAGGACUUAGCAGGUAAGAUCAAGCUUGUUGUCGAUGAGAACAUCACCAAAGCUUCAGACGAUACAGUUUUAGAAUUAUCUACUGCAUCUGCCAAGGCCAGCAUCUCCGCGAAGGUUCUUAACGAGUACAUUGCUUCUACUGGCAUUGAGGUGGUUUCAGUCGAUUUUUCAGCCGAACAAGCUGCUGCCCCAGCUGCUGACACCUCUAAGAAGGAUGCUUUGAAGAAGGAAAAACAAGCAGCCAAGCUUGAAGAUGCAAAGUUGAUCGGUAUCACUGUUGAUAAGGCAAAGGAUUUCUCUUCCUGGUACUCUCAAAUUGUCACCAAAGGUGAAAUGUUGGACUACUAUGACGUCUCUGGUUGUUACAUUUUAAGGCCAAACUCUUACUCUGUCUGGGAAACUAUUCAAGAAUGGUUUAAUUUACGUAUCAAGAAGAUGGGAGUUCAAAAUUCAUACUUCCCAAUGUUCGUCUCUUCUAGGGUUUUGGAAAAGGAAAAGGAUCACAUCGAAGGUUUUGCUCCAGAAGUAGCCUGGGUUACUCGUGCUGGUAACUCUGAAUUAGAUGAACACAUUGCCAUUAGACCUACGUCCGAAACUGUUAUGUAUCCAUAUUAUGCUAAAUGGAUUAGAUCUCACAGGGACUUGCCAUUGAAGUUGAAUCAAUGGAAUUCUGUUGUUAGAUGGGAAUUCAAGCAUCCACAACCAUUUUUAAGAACCCGUGAGUUCUUAUGGCAAGAAGGUCACACUGCUCAUUUGACCAAGGAAAGUGCUGCUGAAGAAGUUGAACAAAUUUUGGAUUUGUAUGCUGGUAUCUACGAAGAAUUAUUAGCCGUUCCUGUUGUUAAAGGUAAAAAGACCGAAAACGAAAAAUUCGCUGGUGGUGAUUAUACUACUACUUGUGAAGGUUUCAUUGCUGAAACUGGUAGAGGUAUUCAAGGUGCCACUUCCCAUCACUUAGGAACCAACUUUUCUAAAAUGUUUAACAUUUCUGUUGAAAACCCAGAAGGUGCUGACAAGCCAAGAGUCCAUGCUUUCCAAAACUCUUGGGGUUUAUCUACCCGUGUCAUUGGUGUUAUGGUUAUGACUCAUUCAGACAACAAGGGUUUAGUUUUACCUCCUCGUGUUGCCCAAACCCAAGUUGUAGUUAUUCCUGUUGGUUUGACUGCUAAGACCCCCGAUGAGCAAAGAAAGGCCAUCAAUGAUGGAGCAGCUAAUAUAGAACAUAUUUUGAAGCAGACUGAUGUCAGGGUUACUGGGGAUUAUAGGGAUAACUAUUCUCCUGGGUGGAAAUUCUCAAACUGGGAAUUGAAGGGUACUCCAUUACGUUUAGAAUUCGGACCUAAAGAUUUAGCUUCUGAACAAGUUACCGCUGUUAGACGUGAUAACAGCCAAAAAUACUCCGUCAAAUUAAACGAAUUAGAAAAACGAAUCCCAGAAAUUUUACAAGAAAUGCAAGUUGGAUUAUUAGAGAAGGCUCGUAAAGACUUUGACGAGCACCGUGUUAUGGUUCAUGAAUGGAAAGACUUUGUCCCAACAUUAAAUGCUAAGAAUGUCAUUGUUUCCCCUUGGUGUGGUGAUGGUGAUUGUGAAGAUGAUAUUAAGGACUCGUCUGCUAAGAAAGAUGAUGGUGAAGAAGAAGAGGUCGAUGAAAAAUCACCAUCUAUGGGUGCAAAAUCAUUAUGUAUUCCAUUUGACCAACCAGAAUUAAAGUCAGGCCAAAAGUGUGUUAAGUGUGAUAGACCAGCAGUGACUUACUGUAUGUUCGGUAGAUCAUAUUAG